AUGUCUUCGGGGUUCUAUCACUUGUAUUUUAUCAAGGAUGUUGCCACCCCUCUACAAAACUUGGCAUUCGAUGCAGUUACGAGUUACGAGAAUCUUCGGCCGGUUUGGAUAGAUGGAGAAGAUGCAGUUGAAAAAUUCAAAGAUUCUUCUCCAAACAAUUGUUGUUUUGUCUUGGGAAAAUUUUCUGGUUCAGUGUACGAACAUUUCAGGGCUCUUGGUUCCUCUGUGUUUGGUCCACAAGUUCUGUUGGAUUAUUUGCGUGAGGAAAGACCUCUUCCAAAUGUCUCUCACCCUCUUUUUCCACCGCUUUGCGGAAUGCGAAUGAACUUAACUGAUGAAGUAAAUGUAAUCGUUGCUCCAAAAGUUGGUUCUAAAAAGUAUAUUGUUGGAGCGAGUCGAGGUCUGCACAUCUUGACACCGGAAUGGAUCGACGAAGCGUGGAAACUUUCGGAAACUGUGGACCCAAUUGAUAUGCUACAGCAUAAUUUAAUGUCAAAAUUUAAACUGCCUAUAUUUGCUCAGCUGGUUAUCUGUGUGUCCGGACUUACAGUUGAGGAACGAAAAGAAGUAGCCGAAAUUGUGAAAAACAACGGUGGACAGUAUUCAGGUGAGAUGAAGAUCGGUUUGACAACCCAUCUUCUUGUUAAGCGUGCUGGCGGUGUGAAGUAUAAUUUUGCGAAAAAGUGGAAAGUACGGGUUGUUUCUGUACACUGGCUAUCAGAUUCCGUUAGCAAGGGCUACGCCCUAGAUGAAACUGAUUAUUACAUUAAGGAGGAAGGCGGUCACCGUCAAAAAUGUCAUUCUUCCACACCCACCUCCUCAAUUUCUGUCAAUGAUCCCAGCGUCUUGGGGGAUCUUUCCGCCAUUACUGAUCCUAAUCAUGCCAAACUAGAUGAGACACAUUUCAGUUGUCUGAAGGAUCUCACAAAUAGCACUCGUCUUUCCAAAUCGCCCGAACACUCAUUUCUUACUGGUUGUGUUAUUUUCCUUUAUGGGUGCGAUUCUUCUGAGUCUGCAAAGCUUGCCGAAAUGAUUAAAAUUGGUGGCGGUAUUUUGUGUGCUGAUGCUUCUGAGAAAGUCACUGAGUCCGUGACACACGUCGUUUUUGGAUCCGAUUCUAAGCCCAUUUCCCCCUCCGACCUGGAAUCUGAAGUAUUUUACGUAACACACAACUGGCUUGAACAAUGUCAUGAGCAACACAAGCGCCUUGCCGAGAAAGAAUUCAAGCCUCCUUUCCUCAGCAAAACUGAACCAUCGGAUCAAAACAUCGAUGACAACAAACCCUCUGGGGUCCCAGUGGACACUGAAGAAAUCCAGUUAAUCAAUCAAUACUUCAAGGAUGGUGGACUUGCUGAUAUGGAUGAUUUUCUCUCCAUUGAAAAUAAUCCUGAGGAUCAGACAUUUCAAGGUGAUGCUGAAGAGACAAAAUUAGUCACCCUCAAACAGCCAGAACCCGAGGUUCAAGAGGAACCGGACAUAAAUUUCUCUCUUACUGCCCAUCCUGCUCUAUCCGAAGUGAUCACAGAUGAAGGCGGCAGUGUCAUCAACGACUCAUCGGUUGCUGCAGACUACAUCAUCUGUUCCUACGUUUUGCGUCAGCCAGCCACUUCCAACAUGAUAACUCCCUAUUGGAUUAACUGCUGUGUCACUGCUAAAACCCUUCUCAUUUCCGAACUCGACACCCAAGUUGGUUUCCGUCCCAUCCACAUCCCCCCCUCCGUCACUCUACCCUUGGACGGAUGUGUGAUCUCUCUCAGCGGUUUCGUCGGCAAUGACCGUGUCUUCCUCACCGAUCUGGCCCGUGGGCUAGGUGCUGUGGUACAGGAGUGCUUUCUGCGUAAACCUGUGCCUUCGAGGAACCUCAUAGCGAGCACCCAUCUCGUUGCAGCCCGGCCCGAUGGGCGGAAGUGGCCUGCGUCGAAGCAGUGGGGCUUGCCUGCUGUAUCAUGCAGCUGGUUGUACGCUUGUGCUACCACAGGGCGACGUGCAGCAGAGAUGGAGCAUCCGGUUAUGGAGGAGGAUCCAUUGGUGCCGCAGGACUGGUCUCAGGUCAUUCAACGGUCCUCCCUCGCCUUCAAUGUGACUCCGAAGUCAACACGCCGGUCUGAUGGAGGGGGGCAAUUGAAGACCCCAGGGUGGGUAGGAGCUGGCGAUCAGAUGCGGACCCCUUCGUCGGGGUCUCUAGAGGUACUGCAUGUCUCUCCACCGAUGUCGGAGCAGGUAACACGGUGUCUGAAGACUGCUCUUGCAAAAACGAGUAUGCUGCCGAAGAGGAAUCUGGCAGAGACUGACUUCAAGGAGGCGGCGCAGAGUGGAAGAGUUCUCAAGGGUGUGGUGAUUUGUGUUGCAAAGUCUCUUAGUGAUCGCCAGGUUGCGCUGAAUGAACUUGUCAAACAGUUGGGUGGCGAUUUUAGGUGGAACUUUGAUGUUAAGCCUCUGGUUACAAAUAACUUCAGCAUGAUAGUAGAGACGGGUUUGAAGCUUAAAGCAAAAGAAUGCACAACUGUUGCGAAGGUCGUAGUGCAGGUCUGCACGCACAUGAUCGCUUCUCCGAGCACUUGUCUCCUGCCCGCUGCAUCGCCAAUGCUAAGAGGAGCAGCAUCUGCAAGCCAACCACCACAGACUCUCCUGGACCCAGACGUCCGAAGCGCCCUAGAGGAGUCCCAUGUGAAAGUGGUGGUGCCUCAGUGGCUCUACGACUGCCAGCGCCUCGGGAAACACCUUCCCGAAGCUGAUUACGCUUUCUCCAUUGACUCGGCUACUGUUUCACCAAAGCAGUCGACAUUAAAAGCGUCUGCUGCCACCGACGUUGUGGAUGAGGCCCAGUCUUCAUCGAUUCUGGACGAUGUGGCGCGUCGAUUGGAGUCGGUGAUGGGGAGCAAGGCACAGCCCUUCAGCGAAGACCCUCACCCCGACCGCCGCGACGUUUCUUUGGCCGUUCGAAGGUCGCACAGGACCCGUCGUCGGCAUAUGCCCACCUGCGGCUCUGGUGUCGACGGAUUCGGCCUCAGCAGCUCUACAGCUCCUUCCAGCAACUUUGUUCUUCCUGGCCAGUCCGGUGGCAAUACGAGGACUCUCCCGAGGUCAGAAACGGACUUCCUUCUCCUCAUGUGGUUAAAAGCCAAAGUUCUCGCGAGUCUACUCAGCCGGGUGAGAAUAACCACACUUAAGCCACAACCACAAUCGAGUACAAACACUACUCGAGUUCGCAUCUUCUCCGUCAGUGGUGUGAACCAGGAUGAGAAGGUGCGAUAUCAGGCCAUCAUUACUGAACUCGGCGCCGAUUUAGACCCUGGCAUGACCGUUGGGGAGACCACCACUCACCUGAUCAUCAACUCUCCCAGCCGAUGUGAGAAGUACCUGAUGUGCAUGGCGGGUGGAAGGUGGAUCUUGCACAAGUCCUACCUUGAUGCUUGCGCUGCAGCCUCUGUGUGGUUGCCUGAGGAGGCCUACGAGUGGGGCGGACCCGGCACCGAGCCCCUCCUCAUCCAACUCUCCCCCGCUUCCAAUCGUUCCGGCCCCACGGGUGGCCUCUCCUGUGGGCAGCUGCGUGACCUUGCCAAGGCUGCACGCCAUUGGCGCAAAACGGGCGGAGGUGCUUUUAAGGGUUGGAGGGUGGUUUUUGGUCCCGGGUGUGAUAGAGAGAACAGCUUUAAGAGGAUUAUUGAGUUUGGUGGAGGAAUGGUCCUGGCAAACGGCGCCCCCUACCCACCGGCAGAGCAGGUGACCCACGCCUUUACGAAGCGUCGCUCUGGCAGCAGUCGUUCGAGCGGUCCUCAGCCCGAGCUCCCAAUCAUAGAGGGCUACGAAUGGCUGCGGGUGGAGUUUCUCUGCGCUCAUCUCACCGGCAUGGGCAGCGCCUCGCGCUCCGAGUUCCUUGUCAAACAGACUAGCGAUGAGAUGACCAUUCCAACUGCCAAACGCAGUCGAGUUACGAGGUGA
Echinococcus granulosus is the source of this 3942-nucleotide messenger RNA. Its product is annotated as DNA topoisomerase 2-binding protein. The transcript is spliced from 11 exons. The record is from RefSeq and is a predicted model, not a curated record. Lineage: Eukaryota; Metazoa; Platyhelminthes; Cestoda; Cyclophyllidea; Taeniidae. Gene Ontology annotation, biological process: mitotic DNA replication checkpoint signaling; DNA replication initiation; mitotic G2 DNA damage checkpoint signaling. Bases 1 to 3942 code for a protein of 1313 amino acids.